GUUGAGGUUGUCAUCUUGUCGCCCUGUCUGCGGACCAUGGAGGAAGUGCUGGCAGAUGCGGCGGUCCUGGCGAACACCAUCAGUUUCUUGCCGCGACAAGACGCCAUGUCCAUGGUGUAUGUCAAUUCGAUGUGGACGAAGGCGUUGAUGCGGCCGGCAGUGUGGGAAGAGCUCGCGCAGACACCGAAAGGACCGAUCCUCGCAACGUGCUUUCGACGAGCCGCAUCGUACAUUUACACAGAAAUGGAUGUUCCAUCACCCAAUGUGAAUCGCCGCGGGUCGCCACCGACAAUUCGCGGAUGUUUGCUAAGCGAUCGGUCCACCAUCAAGGACUAUAUUGACGAGCUGAAUGGGAUGUAUUACGAGCAGAGGAGGAUGGAGAAGGCGCCGAGGCUGCUGCAACUGCCGGACGUGCUCGUGGACGACUCCAAGGCGAAGGGCGACCAGUCCAGCGAUACUGUGAAGAAUGCGUUUCACACGGUCAAGCUCAUCGACAGCGAAAUAGACGGCACGUCGGGGGCAUCUCAUGUACUCUCUGGAGGGAUAACCAUCGAUGGCGGGUUCUUCUAUUUGUGGCGACUGAAAGAUCUCGCGCUAUGCGGGACGAUUGCGCUGGCGUCGGCGGCAUGUUUUGACGUGUGCUCGACCGCGUUGGCCAUUGGGACUGUCGAUGGCACGGUGAAAGUGUGGGACUUCGCCACGUGGCUGUCGCGGAUGUCUGAAGCGUCGGCAUCUUCGCUGAACCCGCGCUUGAUGAUCAUUCCUCCCACAACAACGCUUGCGCUACGUAGCCAUAUGAAUCUGACGUCGUUCCUGCGCACGCGGUCGAGUCAGACGCACCGGAUCACGCAGGUGAAAAUUGACGUGAGCGACGGCGCGUUUCUGCAGGCCGCCGCGACGACGGACAAGGGCGACGUCCACGUUUGGGACGCUACGAAAAGCGAAAUCGUCCUCUCUCUUGGUCCCGAACGCAUCCACACAUCGACGCUGCCGCGCAUGGCGCGGGAGUCGCGGCCGCAAGUGACAAGCCUCAUGUUGAUUCGCAACACAUUGGUGUGCGGGACGUCUGCUGGGUUCGUGCGGAUCUUCGACCUCCGCAACGGCAAGCUCACGCAUCGCCUCAGCGGCCAUCCCGGUACAUCCAUGCUUCUCGUCUGUGAUGUGGGUCUUGAUUUGGUGUCCAGAUGCGAUCCUAAAGACGGGUACAAAAGGCCGCGUGCUGUGGACCGCCGGUACAGACGGGUCGAUUCGGUGGUGGGGUGGCAAGUCCGCCAAAGUGUGCCCCAAGUCUGCGCUGUGUCGGGGCCGUGUCAGCGCCCUCGAGAUGGACGAGACGGCCGUCGUCGCCGGCUUUGAGGAUGGCGGUUUGCAGGCAUGGGAUGUGCGCACGCAGCAGCCGCUGUGCACGUUUGCGUCGUCGUCGAUCGGGGUGUCAAGUGUUCAGUUCGACAAGCGCAAGUUGAUCACCGUGUCCAAGGAUGGCAUCGCGUGUGUGUGGCGGUGGUACUCAAUGUAUCCGCACGGCGUGUUCCCGGCCAAAUUCAAGUAUACGUCCGUGUGCUUUGAUCAAAAGCACUUGGUGCUGGGGACGACGGCAGGUGUUGCCGCCGUGUACAAGAUGGAGGGCGCGCCCCACAAGAAACCCCUGAGCGUGUACGACUACUAACAAGAUGGGGUGAUUGAACAAGUGUAUGGAAGCG
Molecule: messenger RNA, 1700 nt
Organism: Aphanomyces invadans
Lineage: Eukaryota; Oomycota; Saprolegniomycetes; Saprolegniales; Verrucalvaceae
Exons: 5
Coding region: 37-1356 (439 amino acids)
Molecular function (GO): protein binding
Source: RefSeq, a predicted model, not a curated record